GCGCAUGUCGCAGCCCGCAGCGAGCGGAGCCUUCCUGGGUCCCAGCCCGGCCCGUGCGCAGGCGGGUCCCGGCUGCAGCCCCAGGGCGGGGAGCGGGCGAGAGGCGGCCCCGGGGAGGCAGCAGCAGCCGCGGGGCGGGAAGUCGCUGCCCGGGCGGAGGAAGCGGCCGGGGCCGGAGCCGAGCCCGGCGAUGGCUGCAGCGGGGCCGGCGCAGCAGCUCCAGGUGGCGUUUGAGGACGUUGCUCUGUAUUUCACUCGGGAGGAGUGGGAACUCCUAUCCCAGCCAGAGCAGCAGCUGUACCGGGACCAGAUGCUGAGGAAUUACUGGACCCUUGUUUCCUUGGGCUAUUCAGGUUCCACACCGGACUUAAUCCACCGGCUCGAGGCAGGGGAGGCAGAGCUCUGGAUCCAAGAUGCUGAGGACUCCAGGGAAACCUCAGGGCCUGAGAGCCCCUCCUCAGCAGGGCUCGGGAUCCUGGGGGGAAUGCGGACACAGAGUGAAUGUGGGGAAAGUGCGGCGGGGAAGCAGGAUUCUACGUUCCACAUAGGGAUUCAUGCACAGGACGCAGUCCAUCCCCAGGCUAAACUCAGCCAGAGACUAGACCUUGCUACACACCAGAGACUCCCCAUGGGCCAGCGUCCCCACCGCUGCAUCGACUGCGGCAAGAGCUUCAUGAGUCCCUCCGCGCUGAGCCAGCACAAGUACACGCACGCUCGGGCGUGGCUGCACCGCUGCUCUGACUGUGGCAAGGCCUUUGCACGGAGCGCACACCUGAGAAGACACCAGAGCGUGCACACCGGGGAGCGGCCACAUCGCUGUCCUGAGUGCGGCAAGGGCUUUGCAGAGAGCUCAGGCCUGAGAGUACACCUGCGCAUGCACACCGGGGAGCGGCCGUACCAGUGUGCUCACUGUGGUAAGGGAUUCUGCAGUUCGUCCUCACUGACCCAGCACCAGCUCACGCACACCGGGGAGCGGCCGCAUCACUGUGCUGACUGCGGCAAGGGCUUUGCAUGGCGCUCACACCUGAAAAGACACCAGCUUAUGCACACUGGGGAGCGGCCGCAUCACUGUGCUGACUGUGGCAAGAGCUUUACAGAGAGCUCAACGCUGAGAAUACAUCAGCGCACACACACUGGGGAGCGGCCGCACCACUGUGCCCACUGCAAUAAGGGUUUUGCAGAGAGCUCAAGCCUAAGGAAACACCAGUGCACGCACACUGGGGAGUGGCCACACCGUUGUGCCCACUGUGGUAAGGGAUUCCGCUGUGCCUCCACACUGACACUGCACCAGCGUGCACACACUGGGGAGCAGCCACACCGUUGUGCCCACUGUGGUAAGGGAUUCCGCUGUGCCUCCACACUGACACGGCACCAGCGCGCACACACUGGGGAGCAACCGUACUGCUGUGCUGACUGCGGGAAAGGCUUUGCAGGGCGCUCACGGCUGAGAAUUCACCAGCGCAUGCACACUGGGGAGCGGCCAUAUCGCUGUGCUUACUGUGGCAAGGGCUUUGUAGAGAGAUCAAACCUGAGAUCACACCAACGCACGCACACUGGGGAGCGACCGUAUCACUGUACUGACUGCGGCAAGGGCUUUGCACAGUCCUCAACCCUGAAAAAACACCAGCGCACGCACCGGGGAGCAGCCGCAGCACUGGAGCUGGAUGCCACCCUUGGUGGCGACUUCACAUCCACUGCCAAGAGCCCUGUGGAUACUUUGGUGGGGCUGCAGGCGGUGGACAGGGGGCUCAAGCCCGAGAACGAAGUCGUGGGCAAAGAGGUCAAGUUGGAGAACGUGCAGUCCGCAGGGUCCGGGGGGGGGGCUGAGCCGGAAGGUCCCUGCGCUGGGGCCUCCCCCGGCUGCUGGAGCCGGCGGCGCAGGCGCGGGGCGGAGCGGGGCCAGCCCGGCCCCCUGGGUCCCAGCUCGGCCCGUGCGCAGGCGGGUCCCGGUUGCAGCCCCAGGGCGGGGAGCGGGCGAGAGGCGGCCCCGGGGAGGCAGCAGCAGCCGCGGGGCGGGAAGUCGCUGCCCGGGCGGAGGAAGCGGCCGGGGCCGGAGCCGAGCCCGGCGAUGGCUGCAGCGGGGCCGGCGCAGCAGCUCCAGGUGGCGUUUGAGGACGUCGCUCUGUAUUUCACCCGGGAGGAGUGGGAGCUCCUAUCCCAGCCAGAGCAGCAGCUGUACCGGGACCAGAUGCUGAGGAAUUACUGGUCCCUAAUUUCCCUGGGCUAUUCAGAUUCAACACCGGACUUAAUUCAACGGAUCGAGUUAGGGGAGGCAGAGCUAUGGAUCAGGGAGGCUGAGGACUCCAGGGAAAACUCAGGACCUGAGAGCCCCUCCUCAGCAGGGCUUGGGAUCCUGGGAGGAACGAGCACAUGGUCUGGCUGUGGCAGGAGCUUCCGCCAGUCCUCAGUCCUGAAAAUACACCCACGUACACACAAUGGAGAGCAGCUAUACUGCUGUGCUGACUACAGGAAGGGCUUUGCAUGGAGCUCAAAUGUGAGAACACACCAGCGCGCACACACUGGUGAGCGUCCGCACCGCUGUGCUGACUGCACCAAGGGCUUUGCAGAGAGGUCACACCUGAGAAUACACCAACGCACACACACGGGAGAGCGCCCGUACCACUGUGCUGACUGCGACAAAGGCUUUGCAGAGAGCUCAAGCCUAAAAAGACACCAGCGCACACACACCGGUGAGCGGCCGUACCACUGUGCUGACUGCGGAAAGUGCUUUGCACAGAGCUCAAUCCUGAGAAGACACCGGCGCACACAUACCGGGGAGCGGCCGUACCACUGUGCUGACUGUGGCAAGGGCUUUGCACAGAGUUCAAGCCUGAGAAGACACCAGCGCACACACACCGGGGAGCGGCCGUACAGCUGUGCUGACUGUGGCAAGAGUUUUGCAGAGAGCUCAAACUUGAGAACACACCAACACACACACAGCGGGCAGCCGCCGCACCGCUGUGAUGUUUGUAGCAAGAACUUCAGCAGCACCAAUGCACUAGCCAAACACCAGCGCACACACAGCGGGGAGAGGCCUUUCCAAUGCACUGACUGCAGCAAGAGCUUUGCAGAGAGCUCAAGCCUGAGACGACACCAGCGCGCACACACCGGGGAGCGGCCAUACAGCUGUGCUGAGUGUGGCAAGCGGUUUGGUAGAUUGGCCAACCUCAUCCGGCACCAGGUCACUCACACCAACGCCCCUCUGCCAUCGCCAGGGCUUGGGGGGCUUCUGGCAGCCAGUGGGCCUGACAUAGCACCAGCAGAUGUAGACCAGCGAGUGGUCUUGUCCCCCUGAUGACCAGCAGAGACUGUGUGGGGCGGGGAAGGGAACUUGGUUGAGCACUGUGGGGAAGAGCAGACCGGUCCAGGUAGUAAUUUAGAGAUUGUCACAGCCUACUUCAUUAGGGAGCUCCCCCCUUGCCCCCCAUGUAGGUGGGAUCCAACUAUGUCUGUCCCACACACACUCAUGCAUCUAGCAGGGAUGCAGCCAAAACAACCCCCUCCAUCUAGAUGGGACCCAGCCAGGAACUUCUCCCCAUGCCUACCUUGUUUCCAGCCAGCAGGUGACUCUUGGGUGACAUCUAGAGGUGGGACUUGCAGUCCUGUUGGGCUGGGCAGGACAGGACUGCCUGGUCCAUGUAAUUGAAAGAAGACUCAGGAACUGCUCAUACCGUCUAUUUUAAAUAGAAAUGUGAUGAAGAAGAACUACAUACCUAAUGUGUAACACAGGUCUGUCUAGCCAGGUGUUUCUUUGCUAUUAAAGAAGCAGAUGGUUCACAUGGCAUGUGGAGAAGCCUGUGUGAAGUGUAAAUCUUUAAGGUGAACCAGUGAAAAUGUUCUAAGCCCUAACUGUCUGUAAGGCGGUCGCGGCUUCCUCCCUGUCCAUCAGGAGGCUGUGCAGUCCCAGCUGUGCUUGAGCCUUAGGAACUGGGAUACCUACAGGCAGAUUUCUCGAGGCCUGUGAUCGGGACAUGCUGCAGUGCAGAGCGGAGAUAGAGGAGAUAAGGCAGGCGCACCAUAACGCGAGGGAGGUGAACUCCCAUUCAGGUGCUUCACCUAAGACUUGCUGGUUCUAUAAGGAGCAACCCCUCCUCCAUUAGCAAGAGUCCCAUGGACACUUCAGAGGGCCUGGGGUGGCAGAAAGAGGACCUAAGCCAGAGGAUGAAGUUAUUGAUGAAGAGUGGAGUUAGAUGAGGAUGUGCAGCUCCUGGCAGGGUCGCCCAGUGGGGCAGGAAACCCCUCCACUCCAGAGGUGUCUAGCUAGACUCAGCAGUGGCUCUCUCAGAAGCAAGAAGCAGGAGAUGAGAUGCCUGAUGUGGCCUUCAGGGACACCCCACGCAUGCUGGCCGAGCGUCUCUGCCAGAUAAGAAAGCACCCAAGACACAGCAAAAAAGACGUGUUCCGGGAGGUCUGGCAGCGCUCCAAUGCAGAAAAAAGGGAACACAAGGAGUGCUGGGAAGCCAAAUGGCAGGACAGAAAAGAGAAUCACACCUUUAUUAAGGACGCAAUUGAGCAACUGAUUAAAGUAAUGGAGGAGCAAAUACAGAUGCUGAAGUCCUUAAUAAUGCUGCAGACUGAGGCCUUGCGUACACUCAGGGGAAAUUCGAUCUAAGCUACGCAAUUUGAGUUAGGUGAAUAGUGUAACUCAAAUCGACAUAGCUUAGAUCUACUUACCAAGGGGUCUACACUACGUGAUUUCGACGGGAGACAUUCUCCUGUCGACUCCCCAUAUUCCUCUCGAUCCAGUGGAGUACAGGAGUUGAUGGGAGAGCGAUCUGCGGUCAGUUUAGUGGGUCUUUACUAGAGCCACUAAAUUGACCAAUGAUGCAUCCCUGUAAGUGUAGACAAGCCCUGAGCAAAUCAGUGUUGGACCUCCACUGCAGCACAUUCAGAACCCUUUCUCAUGCCCCCCACAAAUUUCUUUCUGCUUUCCAGCACUUCUGUGUGUCCCAUUCACUCCACCCCCUCAGACAACUUUCACAAGGCUAGCUGGACCUACACACAGUUGUGAAAGUCUGCCCUUCCCUGGUUCCUCCUUUCCUGCCAAGCAUCUGUGUGUUUGUGUGUGCUGUUUCUUAUGCAAUAAAAGCAGAGUUUUAUAAUGGUAAA
This is a messenger RNA of Gopherus flavomarginatus (Mexican gopher tortoise), 5109 nucleotides long. RefSeq names its product zinc finger protein 93-like. The coding region runs from base 5 to 3295 and encodes 1096 amino acids. Gene Ontology annotation, molecular function: DNA-binding transcription repressor activity, RNA polymerase II-specific. NCBI's taxonomy places the organism in Eukaryota, Metazoa, Chordata, Testudines, Testudinidae. The transcript has 10 exons. Gene Ontology annotation, biological process: negative regulation of transcription by RNA polymerase II. The record is from RefSeq and is a predicted model, not a curated record.